AUGGAGGCAGCUGCUGAAGAAUUCACUGCAAUGGUAGCUACAAUUAUAAAUGGAAGAUUGUGGAUGGGUUCAAUGGGGAGAUCAGAUCUGAGGUUGUUUGAGAAGCCCGCUGAGGAGCCAAAGGAAUUUGGGACAUACAAUUGGCAACGGUUUAGUGCGGAAGGUCGUUCAGAGAGUGAGACCCAUUCGAGGCUUCAGGUUUCAGAAGAAGAAGAAGAAGAAGAAGAAGAAGAAGAAGAAGAAGAAGAAGAAGAAGAAGAAGAAGAGAAGAGUAAGAAGAAGAAGAAGAAGAAGAAGAAGAAGAAGAAGAAGAAGAAGAAGAAGAAGAAGAAGAAGAAGAAGAAGAAGAAGAAGAAGAAAAACAUAUUCAUUGAGAUGUGUGGCUUGAGCUUCUAG
Lactuca saligna is the source of this 396-nucleotide messenger RNA. Lineage: Eukaryota; Viridiplantae; Streptophyta; Magnoliopsida; Asterales; Asteraceae. The record is from the annotation of a GenBank genome assembly.